Molecule: messenger RNA, 1548 nt
Organism: Paramecium sonneborni
Lineage: Eukaryota; Ciliophora; Oligohymenophorea; Peniculida; Parameciidae
Source: the annotation of a GenBank genome assembly
AUGAAUGAGUAAGAAACUAUUCCAAAUAGAAUUGCUUGUAUUGAUUGUGUUCCAGAAAAUUUCAUUAAGUAUACAAAAUUAGAAAAAAUUUACGAAAAUUGGUAAUAGUUUACAAUUAUAUUGGAAUCUUCCAUAAGACAGAUUCAAGAUAAUUACAAUUGUAACAAGAUAGAAAAAAUCCAACUCUUGUAAAAUUUGAAAAAUAAUUGUAAUUUGUUUUUGGAUUAAGAAAUAUCAGUUCUUAAUUCAUGUUCUAUCGAAAUCUUAGAAUCAAAGUCUUAGUAUAUCAGCUUAAUUAGAAAAGAUUGGUAGUCUUUAACUUAAGAGGAAAUAAUUCAAAUUGCUAAUAUUUUAAGUUAAACAAAUAGUUUUGAAAAAAUAAUAAAAAAGAUAGAAUGUGAAAUUCUUUAAGAUAUUUUUCAAUAGAAUGAAAUUAUUGAAAAUUAAUUUAAAGAUGGAAAACAAUAGAUAAUUGAAUACUUUCAAAAAAUACAACUAAAUUAAAUCAAAGUCAAAUAGUUGGAUUAAUAAUUAAUGGAAAAGUCUUAAUUAACUUAAAGAGAUCAGGUUAAUCUAAAAAAAUAAAUUAAUUACUAGUUGUUUUGCUCAAUCGAAGAUGAAGAAAUUAAUUCACUUGAAUUUAAUAAAGAAAAUUCAUUAUUAGUUACUGGAUAUAAUUCAGGAAUAAUACGAGUUUAUGAAUUUUAACAGAGCAAUAUUAAAUUAAUUUAAGAACUAAAUGAACAUGAUGAAUUCGUGUGUUGCUUAUAGUUUAUGCAUAAAUAAAUAUCUUUUUUAUCAGGAAGUCUUGAUUGCUCAAUAAUAAUUUGGAAAGUUAACAAUUAAUAAUAAUGGUAUAGCUCAUAAAGACUAGUAGAACAUACUGGAUGUAUAAAUUGUAUAAUUUCAAAUUUUAAUGAAGAUCUUAUUCUAUCUUGUAGUUUUGAUAAUACAAUAAAAUGUUGGAUUUAAGAUUAAUAAUCAAAUUGGAUUUGUCAUUAAUCUUUAAAUGAUCACAGUAGUGCUGUUUCAAGCUUAAGUUUAAAUGAGUCUCAAAAUUAAUUUAUUUCUUCUUCUAAUGAUAAAACAAUACUCAUCUAUUAAUAAUAAUAAUUAAAUGAUUAGCUUUGGAUUUUGAAACAAAUUAUCUAAGUAGAAUAAUUAGGAUUUAGAUUAUGUUUUAUUAAUGAUAAAUUAUUUACGUUUCAAAAAUAAUAUUCAGAUUAUUUAGAUAUUUAUGAAUUAAAGAAUAAGGAAUUUACUAAUACUAUUUAGGUUUCAGUUCAAGGUAUUGGUGAAUGUUGGCUUUAUUUUUCUUAAAAGUUUAUCAAAUCAAAAAAUAUUUUAAUUAACAAGAAUGGCUGUUUUUUAAACAUAUUAUAAUUGAAUGAUACAGGGCAGUUUUUCAAUGUAUAAUAAAUCAAAUUUAAAACAAACAAUUUUUUUGGUGGAAUCAGUGGAGAUGGAGAAUUUUUAAUUACAUGGGAUGAUGUUACAAGCUAGAUAUAAAUCAGAAUAUUAAAUGAGCAUUCAUUAUCAAGCACAUGA